CUUGUUAACGGACAUCGGGUACUGAAUGACGGGAUGCGGAAAUCAGGAUCUGCGCUCUUUAAUCUGUAUGGUAUACAGCUACGGUACUUAAACGAUAGACAAAAUGGGGAGACACUCGAAAUUGUUGGGAAAAUAGAAAAAAGUAUUGUUGUGCAGAUUCUAAGAUUUUACGAUUAUCAUCAGUAUGCCGGCGUUACUCCUAACAUGAGCUAUACAUACAAUAUACCCAGCCCACAUUCAUCCCAGUCUUAUGCUUGGGCUGAACUUCCAAACCAAAGCUGUUCAAGGUCGUGCGGAUCAGGUGUAAAAUCAAAGACGAUAAAAUGUAUGAGUAUACGAGGAGAGUUUGUAGACGACUAUCAUUGCAGCUUGGAAAAUAAACCAAAACAAACGUUCUCCAAAUGUAACACACAGGCUUGUCCACCAACAUGGAAGGUUUCAGACUGGGGACAAUGUUCUGUCGAGUGCGGCACAGGAAUAAAGUCGAGGAUACUACAUUGUGUUAGUAUGGUCAAUGGUGUCGAUCAGGCUAUACCUUCAAGUAAAUGCGACGACAAAUUGAAGCCACACAAUACUUCAAGUUGUGAAAAUUUGUGCACAUGGAAACCAGGCAUAUGGUCAAAGUGCACGAGAACGUGUGGCGAAGGAUACAGGACGCGGGAACUUGUUUGUGUUCAGUCUACCGGUGCCGAUGUAGAAAUCAAUGCCACAUUAUGUGACCAGGACAGUAAACCAGUCGAUACGAUCAGGUGUCGCAAUGACCCUUGUUUCGUGCUUCCUGGGACCUGCGUUGAUAAAAGACCGGACUGUAAGAAGUACUACGACUACGAAAGCACAGCAUGUGAUGGGAAAUAUAGAAACUGGAUGUUUACAAAUUGUUUAAAGACAUGUGGUGUUUGCCGAAAUGGCUCGUGUGUAGACGAAAAUAGCUGUCAAAGAGUAGACCAAUCAGUUGAUGCAUGUAAUAACCCCUCGUAUAAAGUAUGGAUGCAUGCUCAUUGUCCACAGUCAUGCAACCUUUGUCGUGAUUGCGCUGAUUGUUCGAAAUAUGAUCCAAAAUACUGCACUGAUAGUCAAUACAGGGGGUUCAUGGCGAAAAACUGCCGCAAAUAUUGUAAAUUGUGUUGACAUUUGGAACAAAACUGUCUUUGUAUGGCUGUUGAAUAAUGAACGGGAAAUUGAUAUAGAUAUAUUGGUGAUAGGGUUGAUCAUUAUAUAGACUGUCAUUGAAUUGUCAUUUGUACAUUUAUGAUUAUUGAUUUGAAUAAAAAAUAUUGGAUUUAAAUUUACUAUUUUCAUUAUGUUCUUGUAAAUAUCAUGGAGGAGUUUCACAAAUUUAUGUGGUCAAAUUAGUUUGAUAAAGUUUAAUAAAAAUUUAAAUUCUUAACUGAUAAGGCAAAUAAUAAUCUGUUCUAUUAAAAAAGUAAAUUGGCUCGCCCUUUAAAGCAGCACAUCUCCUUUUACAAUUCAAUUUAAAGGCACAUUAUGCCUCAAAAACGAAUACAAAUUUAUUUCUUUAAAAUGGCAAAUAUUAAUUUUGUAACAUUUAAAUAAUGGUUUAAGGGCAAGUUAGAUACUUGUUACAUGAAGAAAGUAUCACUUAAUGAGUGAAUUUGUCACAAAAUUAGCAAAAUGUAAACAAAUUUGACUUCCACACAAAAUACUACAUCACUGUAAUUAUAUUAUACCAAUUGCCAAACAGCAAACGAAGAAAAUGAUAGUUCAGGUUAUUGAUCAAUGAGUAACUUUUUGGAAACUGUAAAAGUACACCUAAAAUAAGAAGCUUUUUAGAAAGAAAAAUAAAAGCGUUUCUUGGGCAUGAUAGACCUUUAAUUAAGAUAGUAUAAUAUUAUCAUGGCACUUACAAUCCAGAUAAACAACAUAUUAAAUGUACUAGAAAAUUACGCAAACUUAUGAUAUAGCCUCUAGAAUUUAGAACCUCUCUGGUAGACCGCCACUAAAUACAAAAAUUUGCCAAUACUCCGUUAAUUGUACAAAUAUAGUGUUAACUAAAUCGGGUACAUACCAUGUAACGUGGAUAAUAUAAAUUUUCGAAUACCUUUAUUUUCAUAUACACCAUAUACACUGUAUACAUAUAUAUUUAUUUUGAUCGGCAUGCACUUUUAAACCCUCAUUAUUUUACAUGAUAAUGUGCAAUUUAUAUGUGGGCUUGGUGUGGAACGUAUUAGUGACACGUAUUCAAAGAAAUUUUUCCGCACCUCCACUUGUGAAUUCAACUGUACUUGUUCCAAAUAAACUGCUGAGCUUUAUUUUAUGUUAUCUUUUGAAAUAGUCGGUGGUUACCACAAGACCCUAGGCAAGUGUGGCAGAUAGUGUGGUGGGGGGAAUGAGCCGAUUUUUCGGACAAUGUUGUGGUUUCGUUUUAACACAAACUAGCCGUGGUAUCAGUCACACUAUCAGGGAGCGGACAUUUGCUGGAUUUUCACAUCUAACUGCUGCCAUAGUGUUACAUUUACCAUAGGAUUUGAAAACCAAAAUGUCAAAGUCCUCGCUGUUUUCUGGUGCUGGGAAAGAGUGGUGAUGGCGGAGUAACUGCUGCGAUAUCAUAAAUAAUCUUUAUGUAUCUAUUAUGUAUCUAUAUAACCUGUAAGCACGCGCUGAAGGACUUAUGUGUUUAAUUGUUGCUUGAUAAAAUUUAGAAAAUAAAAGACAAAAAAAGUU
Molecule: messenger RNA, 2682 nt
Organism: Ruditapes philippinarum (Manila clam)
Lineage: Eukaryota; Metazoa; Mollusca; Bivalvia; Venerida; Veneridae
Product: A disintegrin and metalloproteinase with thrombospondin motifs 20-like
Exons: 9
Coding region: 34-1128 (364 amino acids)
Biological process (GO): extracellular matrix organization
Cellular component (GO): extracellular matrix
Molecular function (GO): metalloendopeptidase activity
Source: RefSeq, a predicted model, not a curated record